AUGGCAACGAAGCGCAUAGGCAAUCAUUCGAAUGACAUCGUCGCAUAUUUUCACAGAGAGGAAGUCGGCAACUACCACUACGGGGAGCGACAUCCUAUGAAACCGCAUCGACUGACGUUGACCAACCACCUGGUGAUCUCGUAUGGCCUGAAUCAAAAGUUGGACAUGUUCGAGCCUCGCAUAGCAACAGAGGAAGAGAUUAUGAGCUUCCACUCGGCAGAUUACAUCGACUUUCUCAAGAAAGUGACACCGGAGAACAUGAACAAUUUCAGCAAGCUAUUCAGUCGAUACAACGUUGGAGACGACUGCCCUGUGUUUGACGGCAUGUUCGACUUUUGUAAGAUCUAUUCAGGAGCAACCAUCGACGCAGCACGCAAGCUGACCAACGGAUCUGUGGAUAUAAGCAUCAACUGGUCAGGAGGCCUUCACCAUGCGAAACGAGUCGAGGCAUCUGGCUUCUGCUAUGUCAACGAUAUUGUCCUUGGGAUCUUUGAGCUGUUGACGCGAUACCCUCGGGUAUUGUAUGUGGAUAUCGACAUCCAUCAUGGAGACGGCGUUCAGGAGGCAUUUUAUACGACAGACCGGGUCAUGACCGUUUCUUUCCACAAGUACAAUGGCGACUUUUUCCCUGGAACAGGAGAUAUUGAUGAAGUCGGAAGCGGUAUCGGGAAACACUACUCAUUGAAUGUGCCCUUGAAGGAUGGCAUCGAUGAUGAGUCGUACAUAUACUUAUUCAAGUCGGUCAUGGAGGCGGUUAUCAAUUCUUUCAGGCCAUCGGCGAUCGUAUUGCAGUGCGGGGCGGAUUCGUUGGGGUGUGAUCGAUUGGGAUGUUUCAACUUGUCCAUCAAGGCGCAUGGGGAGUGUGUCAGAUUUAUUAAGGACUUCAAGUUGCCGUUGCUGGUCCUCGGAGGAGGCGGAUACACAAUUCGCAACGUAGCUCGGUGCUGGGCGUAUGAGACUUCUAUCCUGGUCGAUCAUGAAGUCUCAAACGAUCUUCCAUACAAUGAGUACAUUGACUAUUUCGCGCCUGAUUAUAAGCUCCACCCACAUCUGUCGGGCAAGGUCGAGAACAUGAACACACGCCAGUAUAUCAGAAAUCUACGAAUCAAAGUCCUGGAGCAUUUGCGGUUCCUGAAUGGUGCGCCAAGUGUUCAAAUGCAGGAAAUCCCACCGGAUAUCCAGGGGUUUCUGGAGAUGAAUGACGAGGAGGAAGCAGAAUUGAUGGCGGAUUCUGCAAAGGGCAAGGAAGAGAAGGAAAAGCAGCGAGGGCGGGAUCACACAAACGAGUAUUAUGACAACGAACAAGAUGUUGACCUCGACAUGGAUAUUGAGGGUUGA
Gamsiella multidivaricata is the source of this 1338-nucleotide messenger RNA. Its product is annotated as histone deacetylase 3. Lineage: Eukaryota; Fungi; Mortierellomycota; Mortierellomycetes; Mortierellales; Mortierellaceae. Gene Ontology annotation, molecular function: histone deacetylase activity. Bases 1 to 1338 code for a protein of 445 amino acids. The transcript has 4 exons. The record is from RefSeq and is a predicted model, not a curated record.